Gasterosteus aculeatus aculeatus (three-spined stickleback) is the source of this 3217-nucleotide messenger RNA. RefSeq names its product protein kinase C, zeta (gene prkcz). The record is from RefSeq and is a predicted model, not a curated record. Gene Ontology annotation, molecular function: ATP binding; protein serine/threonine kinase activity; protein binding. Gene Ontology annotation, biological process: protein phosphorylation. Lineage: Eukaryota; Metazoa; Chordata; Actinopteri; Perciformes; Gasterosteidae.
AACUUAACGGAAGAAACUUUACAGAGCUCGACAAGUUGGCCUCGGUACACCGGACGGAACGUCACGCCGGACCCACGUAGCGGGCGGCUCUUAUCUGCCAGCUGACGUCGGUUGGGAGCAUCGGGAACGUUACACGGGAGACGUUGACCGUGCGAUGCAAACGCUCGCGUCAAACGGCGUCAUGGACUCGGUGAAGAUUAAAGCGCACUACUGCGGGGACAUGCUGAUCGCAGACUUGGCAGCCACGGUAACCUUCGUGGAGCUGCGCGAGGAGGUGAGAAGGAUGUGCAGCGUUGCCAAGCAGCUGCCUGUCACACUCAAGUGGAUCGAUGACGAAGGGGACCCGUGUACCAUCUCGUCUCAGAUGGAGCUGGAGGAGGCGUUCCGUAUUUACAGCCGAACCAGGAGGUCUGGUCUACAGCUGCACGUCUUCCCCAGUAUCCCGGAGCGACCCGGCAUGCCCUGCCCUGGAGAAGACCAGUCCAUCUACCGCCGAGGGGCCAGAAGAUGGAGGAAGCUCUACCGAGUCAACGGGCACCUCUUCCAGGCCAAGCGCUUUAACAGGAAAGCCUACUGUGGCCACUGUGCUGAGAGGAUAUGGGGGCUGGCCGGGCAGGGCUACAAGUGUAUCAACUGCAAACUGCUGGUCCAUAAGCGCUGUCACAGACUCAUCCCUCAGACCUGCCAAAGGCUUAUGGAUCCAGUCAUGCCAUCACAGGAGCCCCCUUCAGACGCCAGGAGUGAGGAAGUGGACCUUCCACCAGAAGACGCAGAGGACACAGACGGAAUACCUUUCCUACCACACAACUGUACAGUGGAUCAAACCCAGGAUGCAGAUACAGAGGACAUCAAAGCGGUGGUGGACGGCAUCGACGGCAUCAAGCUGUCCCAGGGUCUGGCUCUCGGCCUGGGGGACUUUGAUCUGAUCCGGGUCAUCGGGCGCGGCAGCUACGCCAAGGUGCUUCUGGUCCGGCUGAAGAAGAACAAGCAGGUGUACGCCAUGAAGGUGGUGAAGAAGGAGCUGGUCCACGAUGACGAGGAUAUCGACUGGGUGCAGACAGAGAAGCACGUGUUCGAGCAGGCGUCCUCCAAUCCCUUCCUAGUAGGCCUCCACUCCUCUUUCCAGACAGAGAGUCGGUUGUUUCUGGUGAUUGAAUAUGUGAAUGGUGGGGACCUGAUGUUUCAUAUGCAACGACAAAGGAAGCUGCCUGAAGAGCAUGCAAGAUUUUAUGCUGCGGAAAUCUGUAUCGCUCUGAACUUCCUGCAUGAAAAGGGCAUCAUUUACCGAGACCUGAAGCUGGACAAUGUUCUCUUGGACCACGAUGGACACAUCAAGCUCACAGACUACGGCAUGUGCAAGGAAGGGAUUAGACCAGGUGACACCACUAGUACCUUCUGUGGAACACCCAACUACAUCGCCCCCGAGAUCCUCAGAGGAGAGGACUACGGCUUCAGUGUGGACUGGUGGGCUCUGGGCGUGCUGAUGUUUGAGAUGAUGGCUGGGAGAUCCCCGUUCGACAUUAUCACCGACAACCCCGACAUGAACACGGAGGAGUACCUCUUUCAAGUUAUUCUUGAGAAGCCCAUUCGCAUCCCAAGGUCUCUGUCAGUGAAAGCUGCCAGCGUGCUCAAGGGCUUUCUGAACAAGGAUCCCAAGGAGCGGCUGGGAUGCCAGGUCCAGACGGGCUUCAUAGAUAUCAAGGCACACACAUUUUUCCGCAACAUAGACUGGGAGCAGCUGGAAAAGAAAGAGAUGACGCCGCCCUUCAAACCUCAAAUCACUGACGACUACGGCCUCGAGAACUUCGACACGCAAUUUACUAAUGAACCAGUGCAGCUAACGCCAGAUGAUGCGGACGUCAUCAAGAAAAUAGACCAGUCCGAGUUUGAGGGAUUUGAAUACAUCAACCCCCUGCUGCUAUCCACAGAAGAGUCUGUAUGAAGGGGGACCAGCUUCCUCCUUCGCCCACCGUGUGUCUGUCCGAGCUGCCGUCUCAGCCAAUAACACUCUGAGAGGCGAGGAGAGGACAACGGGACGGAGGACCUCACCCUCUGGACCUUGUCAAGGAGGCAACGGGAAAGGUUCCUUCCUGCAGCGUUCAGAUUGUUUGUUGGAAUACCAAACGCGUCUUUUCUUGGCAUCCACGAAAAAACAAAGACUUCAAGAACAUUCCCUGACGUUACGCUGUCUUCCCCUGACCGGUUCUUUUUGUCCCUGGGCUUCAUAGCGCUCUCUUCUAUGAUCGGAGCAGAGAGCCUGCCGCCAUGAACCCGUCUCACGUCCGUGACAGAGACAUUUGACAGUCCUGCUGAAUCUGCAAUUUUAACUGCACUUUCUUCCUUUUCUUAUUAUUUGUUUAACUAUCAUUGGGGGGGUGUUGAAGGGGCGACGCCUCACACACAACAAGAAUGUACAAUGACUCAAAAUUAAGUUAUUAUUGUGCAUUAUAAUGUAGGUAGUGAAUCCAGAAUUGACAAUGCCUUUUUUAUUGAUGCAAGUGGCGCAUUUUCAUCUUAAACACAGCAUUUGUUUUUAUUACCCUGCAGGACUUUCACUAACAGGGGGGGGUGACCACUUUUUAUUUAAGAAGUGCCUCAAAGAUCCUAUUGAUUACCAUGGCUCUGAUCGAACACAUCUUUUCUCAAACAACCUCACCCAUCCUGCAUCUGCUGACACCACAUCCACAUUUUUAGUGUAAUGAAGUCUUUUGAGCAGAGUAGCCUCGAAUCAUUACUGAAUCUUUUCUUUCCCAAUGGUCAGUUCCAGUAUUCCGUGCAGAGCGGUGUAUCUGAAGUCAGCCGGUGCAGAAGGAGUCACGCAGGAAGCUUGGUGUGUACGUGGUUGCUGCCAUAUGCCAGAUGCCGCCGUCCGUACAGCCGUAUCGGUAAAGGUGUCCACGGGCCUGUCCCAGUUCAGAAGCACAUUAAACCAGGACGUCAGCUAAAAAACAAAGGCUCCACAGUGUGUACAGGCUUGCUGGCCGAGCUCAGAUCGUUCUACACCAGCUGCCACUGCGUGACCAUCUGCAGCCAGUUGGAUGCGUCACGUGACCGGUGGGGUGUGCUGUCUUGUGGAAAAGUGUCUUUUUAGGGUUGUUGUGUGUUUCCAUCCUCGCACCAAGGCUGGCUUUACAUGGUGCACCUGCAGCUCAGUGCCACUGGGACAUGUCGUUUUGCACUGACAAAUCUCAUCAAUAAAAUCCCAAUGUAUUUUUAA